UUUAUAUAGCUGAGGGUAUAAGCUGCUGUCUAUUUUUGGAAUACGUAGUGGCCAUUUUCUUCUUCUUCUUCUUCUCUGCUCGCUCUCUUGGUGUUGCGCGCCUUUGUGUCGAUGAGGAGCGAUAUGCGCUGUUUUUAUUUACGCCUGAUGGAGGUUUGUCCAAGCUGCGAGCAUCCUAGCGGGACAUUAAUAGCCGUGACGGUCGGCCUAUAGAUUUUUCCGUUUCUCGAUGGAAGACAUCUUCCUGCUGGCUGCGAGCGAAGGCGUCAAGUGCGUUUCGCAUUCGCUCCGCAUCUGUAUUCCUAUCGACGAGCCGAAGGGCUUUCUAUAAAAGCAGCCACCGGGGAGACAAACCUGUCCGGUCCAGUAACGUCGGGGCUUUUUUUUAAUAAUAAUCAGGGACCGAGCCGUUUUCACGCCCCGGACAACUUGUGUUGGCGGUGUGGGAACCGAGCAGAACGGAUGGAAAGCAUUUUUUCCACGUUUUGACCGCAUUUGCCCGGCAGCAAGGGGGGAGGGUCAAGGUGUGAUACAUGGAUCUCACAAGACGAGUCGAGUAAUUCGAAGGUUUGACUUCCUCCAGAAGUGAGACACUUUGGUCCUCUCAAAGCUCUUUGUCUGGACCAGUCAAGGAGCUUUCCCCCCACUGCUUCCCACUCCACCCUUUCUCCGUCCCACUGCUAACCCUUGUGCAGACAUCAUGGGUACGGUGCUGUCUCUGUCUCCCAGCUACCGUAAGGCAGGGCUGUUUGAGGACGGCCCUGCCACGGUAGGCCAUUAUACGGCAGUCCAGAACAGCAAGAACGCCAAGGAUGCCGCCACAGCAGCUGGAAAAUCCCUCAAACGCCCCUCCAUCAUCAGUGUGUUGCCAUGGAAACGCAUUGUGGCUGUAUCGGCGAAGAGGAAGGGCUCCAAGAAGUUGCAGGCAGACGGCGGGGAUGGCGGAAAAGGGAGCUCUCCGGAUGGCCACGCCUUGGCCACAACCAACUCAGCCUCCAACAGCCUGAAGCUGAAGAAGUCUCAGUCCUGCGCUAACCUUUCAUCUUACUCCUCUAGCCAAGACCCCUCGGCCACUACCACCACUACCUCCUCCCACCUGCCAAUCUCCAAGACCUUGGCUAACGUAGCUACUGUUGCUGCCAAAAAGAAUGCCCUCACAGGUUCCGGGGUCCAGCCGUCGACUGCAACCGGCACACCAAAACGUGUCAUUGUCCAGGCUUCCACCAGCGAACUGAUGCGCAGCCUGGGUGAGUUCCUGUGCCGUCGGUGUUACAGACUGAAGCGUCUAUCCCCAACAGAUCCAGUGCUGUGGCUGCGCAGCGUCGACCGAUCCCUCCUUCUGCAGGGCUGGCAGGAUCAGGGCUUCAUCACUCCGGCCAAUGUGGUCUUCCUCUACAUGCUGUGCCGCGAUGUGGUCUCAUCCGAGCUGGCUUCAGAGCGGGAGCUGCAGGCCUCACUUCUCACCUGCCUCUACCUGUCCUACUCCUACAUGGGCAACGAGAUCUCCUACCCGCUGAAGCCCUUCCUGGUCGAGGCGGAGAAGGAAGCCUUCUGGGACCGCUGCCUUGAGAUAAUCAACCGCAUGAGUGGCAAGAUGCUCCAGAUCAACACCGACCCACAUUUCUUUACCCAGGUGUUUGCCGACCUGAAGAACGAGAGCAAGAAAGAGGAGGAGAAGACCAAACUCCUCAUAGGCCUUGACCGAUAAGAGGGAACAGGAGGGGAAAUGGAAGGAUGGAUGGAUAGAAAAAUGUAUGGAGUUAGUAGUUUGAGGACUGGUAGACUAAUGUAAUGCAGCGUAGCGACACAUUGGAGCAGUACUGUUGUCUGGCGUCUCUACUAGUUUAUCAUUCACCAAAUUCCUUGUUUUGUAACCCAGAACAAAGAGCUUCUGGGAUUCAACACAGCAUUUGAUUAAUUUGAGUUUGGUAAGGAUCCAAACAGAGGCAGUAAGUGAUCUGUGUCUCACAUGAGGCAGCAAAUGGCCUACGGAGCCCUGUUACCACAACAAGGCAAAUUAAAUCAGGGUUGCUCUGCGGUGUAGCCACGCCAUCAUCAACCACAUUAUUGUUCAUGAUUGGAUCUGAUUAGAUUCUCAAGGCUGUCAGGCUACUUGUUGAUAUCCAAACACCUGGUACAAUUGGCUCAGGCCGUGACAACAGCAAGCUUUAAGGCAGAGAUAUCAUUUGACAGACGUUUCAUCAAAGGCCUGGCCAGCAGGGUUGGUGAUGCGACAUUACCAGGCUGUGAGAAAGAGAUAUCUGUAAUUUUCAUCUCUUGCCUUAGGCUCAGAGACAUGGAUCGGUCUGACCUGUACCUUGUUUCAGUGAGAUGACAAAUGCAAUCUGAUACUCCCAUUGAAGUAUUUUUCUGUCUUUUGAUAAAAAUGAAUGGGUUUAGAAACGCCAGACAACACCGCUUUACUAAUUAAGGGUGAAUAUUUUAAAUACACAGAUACAGUGUAUUGAUACGGUGAUAUUCUGUGAUAACAUCCAGGCAUUUCCGCUAUAGAGAGAUGUCACGGAGAUGAAAACCAAGAACCACCUUGCAUGAGGUCACUUCAUAUGUCCUUGCACAUGACCACCUGCUUAUUGCCAACUCCACUUUACCUUAUUGCUAUUGUCCUGCCCAAGCUUAUUGCACUCACCAACACUGGCUGCCAGCUCCACUGUUGAACCUUUAAGAGCAUCCAAUGAUACCACAACAUGGAUGAGCUAGAAUCAAACACAACACAACUAGUCUGCAAAUCUGUCGGACUGUGAAAUUUAAGUCGCUGUUCGGCGUAAUUGUACUGUAGUGGAUCAAUUCAUCCACAUCUUAUGUAAAGCACUGCGCCUUCAAGGGAACAUUUGGGUUCAUCCAGUCAAAUCUGCUAUGAAUUGGGAGAUCAGUUAUAUAUAUUUAAGAGUAUGAAAAUGCUAACACACUGGGCACAGAUUAUUAAUCGUUAAACAAGCCCUUCCGUAAUAUGUUUACAAUUACAAAAACAUGGGAAAAUGCAAUACUGACCCCUCCAUGGCAUAUUUAACACAGAGAAUUAUUUCGUUCAUUCCUGUUCAUCCCCUGCACUUCCUCCUGUAGUCCACAUUGGUGCUGUCCUGAGGUGACCAGAUGGAAAUGUUUUACUGAAAGAAAGAAAGAAAGACAGACAGACAGACAGACAGACAGACAGAAAGAACAAAUAAAGCUAGAACCCCGCGCUCAUCUUGUAUGCUUCAUACUGUAUGAAUGAUUGGUGCUGCUGGGUCGUGGAGGACGUAUUCAUAAAGUAAGUAGAUCGUGUGAUCUGUCUCAACCAAUGGCCACACACAUCAGAAUCAAAGAAGAUGUGACUAUAUUCCAUGUGUGUGUGGGCAGACGCCACAAGUGUAGAUGUGACUUUUUAUUUCCAAAACAACGCUUUGAUGUUGCUGCGGCCACUCAGCUCGAGGGACCUCCUCUGCUGUUUGAAGUGUCGCCCUCCCCCUCCUCUCUCCUCUGUCCUCUCUCCUCCGCUCGUUACUCUUCAAACAAACUAAAACAACACCGAUUAUCUCUUUCUUUCCACCUGCUCCAGUCCGGUCUGAACUGGUCCUGUCCAGUCUGGUGUGGUCCAGUCCAGUCCAAUCCAGGUGUCCCAUAUUUAGAGACUCUCUGGUCUGUUGACCAGAUCGCUUAGUUAUUCACAGAGUUGUUUGACAUGCAUGAGUGCUUCUAUAGGUUUCCUAGCAUGCUGCUUUGUGUUGGGCACACCGCACCUGAUGUUACAGAAGAGACUGAGCGGUCGCCUCGCUGAACUGCUGAAAGCUAGACUCAGUGAUGUGACGUCCAGGCAACUCGGCACAAGAAAAUGUGUGAAAGGCUGGUUGUGUCCUAUGCAGGACUUCUUGUUCUUGGUUCCAUGGUGCAUAGGGGUCUUAAAGACACCCUCCCAGAUUCAAUGGUUCUCCCUUUCAGAAACCAGUAAUAGCCUUCAAAACUCCCACACCCAUGCAAGUGUCAGUCAGUUUGAGUGGAUAUUUAAGAGUUGCAGUUCAAUAAAGUUGGAGGCUUCACAGGAGACAAUGUUUUAAAAGAAUGAUCAAAACUGAAGCUCCAGGUGCCAAGAUAUCCUGACUUUUAAUCACUAUUAUAGGUAAAGCUCCAACAAUGGUGGAUCCUACAUUUCCCAUAAUACAAACCCCACACCUCCAGUUUGUAAUAAUGACUUUCAGAUAACAUGUUUUAAGUCUCAAGCCCAAGCAGAGAUGACACUGGUGACAUCAUCAGGAUUUAUUUUUCCAAACUUUGGAAAGCUCAAGACAGUAUACAACUGUACUUCAUGUAAAAAAAGAACGAAAAUCAACUGAGUACCUCAAGAGAUUACCCGCCUUGAUGACGUCACGUCACUGAGUCUAACCGAAAGCCAAUAAAACACUUCAAGUUUAAAAAAGCUCUGCCUUCUCAAACAGGGCAGAGAUCUUGUGCCAUAUCAUUCUAAAGACUAAUUAUUUCGUACAACAAAACCUAUAAAACACACAAAGAAACAUGAGCCAACUCCAAGUGUCUGACUGGUGAACUAGAAAAGACUAUCGCGGAAUCAUGAAUAAGCUUUUUUUUCACAAUGUUGCUCUGUCAUGCAUCGAAGAUGUUGGACGAGAAAAAAAAGGAACAUUUUUUCGAUGGAAAGGACACAGAAUUGAAAUGGAAAUCUUGUGAUUUUAACACACGGUGAAGUUUUAUGUGUCACUUUGUAAAAAUGUAAGCCUAAAUUGGAGUCACUCUGUUAGUACAUUUAUAAUUUAUGGUAAAGAGAUUUGGCCUGCUCUCUGAUAAGAUCAACACUGAACUAAUGGGGGAAUUUUAAAAGGUUGUUAACAGAACAAAAUGUGGUGUCUGUUUCCAGACUGGGUGUGUCCACGAUGCAGGUGAUGUUUUAAACUCCGGCUGCACUUUGUGUGCAGAUGAAAACCGUCUGGGCUGGAGCAGCUACCAUGCUGUCAAAGAUAAUGUAGCCUUGAUGUAGAGUCAGACCUCAUGAGACAAAUAUGCACAGGAAGAAUGAAUCGAGGGCAAACAAGCUUAUUUACAUGUCCUUCCUCCGAGCUGUUUCUGAUGGGUUGAACAGUACACAAGUAGCAUUCCUAUGAUGACUGUUGAAUAAUCAUUUUAUUUCUUAAUUUGUUGUAUUUAAAGAUUCCAAACUGCAGGUUGUUGGUUGAACGGAGAUAUAUCACAUCAAGAGAUUUGGUAAACUGACAGAAGUCACAGUGACGAACAUCAACUUGUGUUUUUCUGCAAGACAGCGGUUUGACUAUCGCCCAGAUUUAAUAGAGGAGUGAUGAAUGUUGAAAUCAAGAACUGUCACCUGGAUUCUUUGUGGUAAAACUUAAGGCUCGAUUGACCGGUCACUAAGCCCUGCCACCGUUGGUUACUGUAGCUAGAUGUAUUUGUCAGCUGUCAAUGUUUGACGACGACUGUCGCUGGCAGACUUCAUCAGCUGCAGCUAGCUAACUAAGCUAACGUUAGCGCAACGAGUUGGUUAGCAAUUACAUCUGAGGGUCACUUUCUUAUUGUUUCCUGCUGACUCAUUUUAAAAUGAUGUAAAAGGGCUGUUAAAUAUACAAUUGAUGGCCACUUAUAUGAUAAAAUGCUAAAGAGUUAGUCCUGAUAUUGUAAUUAUAAGAAGGAAAAAGUAGGAUUUGACUGGUUUUGUUUCACAAGGUCACAAGACCAAAGUGUUUGACAAAACUAACAUUAUCUUCAGUAAAAUUGCCUUGGUUUUGCUGGAGUAUAAAUUGCCCCUACUCCAGUAAAGAGCAGGACAAAGCCUCUAAUGUUAUAACCUAAGUAGAGCUAGGUUACUACUGCCAUAGAUGAAUAAGCCAGCAGCUCUUGUGAGUUUUUCUUUUAAAGAAUAAAAGGACACAACCUUUUAAACUCUUGAAAAGGGGUUCAGCGAACGGUGAAUUGUACUAUUUCUAUUAAAUUCAAAUUUGACACCCUAGGUACACAACACACAGCCCCACUCACCCCAGGAGUAUUACGUUUUGACUAUCCAAUACCAUGUGACAGCUUUCGGCAGACAAGAGGAGAGAUUAAGUAUUUUUGCUGUGAACUGAUGAGCAAAAAAAAAAAGAUUUUUCACUAUUUUUACUUCGCCGUGUUCCGGGUCCUUCCAACUGUGCAGGGACAAUUAAAAAAGAGACAAGGAUGCAAGGACAGGAGCCGAGGAAAGGAAAAAUGUCCUCUGAAUGAACCUUUUUCUUGAAGUAUAGAGGGAAGUACGGGUUGACUACACCCCCUCCUAUACAUGCUCUCAUCAUUGAUCAACUCAUAACUAUGUGCCAUAUUUUAUCUUGCAACACGUACAAGACAAAAACUUUGGUGUAACAUAUGAAGCUUAUGAUAAUGAUGACGAAGUUAUUAUGUUUUUUCCCUUCCUUUUCAUUUGUGAAUCACGUUGUGCAAACAAGAAUCUUUGUUGAACAAAAGUCAAAGGCUACUAGUGUCACUAGAGUGCUGAUGCUGCAGUCUGUUACAAUGUGGAUGUAUGAAUAUGUAUGUGAGAAAUAAGAAUCAUUUGAUCAACUGUUACAGGUACUUUAUAUAAAAAACAUUUACAAGCA
Messenger RNA from Anarrhichthys ocellatus (wolf-eel), 6587 nucleotides. RefSeq names its product cyclin-dependent kinase 5 activator 1-like. Lineage: Eukaryota; Metazoa; Chordata; Actinopteri; Perciformes; Anarhichadidae. The transcript has 3 exons. Gene Ontology annotation, cellular component: protein kinase 5 complex; growth cone; cytoplasm. The record is from RefSeq and is a predicted model, not a curated record. Gene Ontology annotation, biological process: brain development; axon guidance. Bases 701 to 1708 code for a protein of 335 amino acids. Gene Ontology annotation, molecular function: cyclin-dependent protein serine/threonine kinase activator activity; protein kinase binding.